This is a messenger RNA of Penicillium psychrosexuale, 1389 nucleotides long. RefSeq lists its product as uncharacterized. NCBI's taxonomy places the organism in Eukaryota, Fungi, Ascomycota, Eurotiomycetes, Eurotiales, Aspergillaceae. The transcript is spliced from 2 exons. The coding region runs from base 1 to 1389 and encodes 462 amino acids. Gene Ontology annotation, molecular function: nucleic acid binding. The record is from RefSeq and is a predicted model, not a curated record.
AUGUUGGCAAAGGAUACAGCCAAUGCAUAUCUCCACGACUACACGACCUACAGACCCAACCUCAACGUCGCCAAAGAGCGAAACACACGGAGACUGAAAGGUCCACAUGAAGAUCGCAGAGCCUGGAAGUUCUUUCAAGCAUUUAAAGAUAUCAAGCAGCGAUUCCAGGUUUCCAACGACAAUAUCUAUGCUAUGGAAGAUGCCGCAUUUGUUACCACCAUGUAUCGAAAGGCAAGCCUUAUGUUCGUUCGACCAACGAACCAAAACCACAAGAGAGAAGAACGGGCAUUCUCAUCUGUUAUGCAUUGCUGCUCAACACGAGGAAAGCACCUGCCCCCGUACAUUGUCUGCAGAAGCCAAGAUCCACCGCAGACCAAGAACUUUGGUCGAAUCAAGGUGUCUUUCACUCAGUCGGGCUGGGCCGAGGCGAAUCAUGCACUUGACUGGCUGAAGACCGUCUUCCAGUCAGAGACCCGACCCAGAGGUCGGCGUGACGCAUGGAGAAUUCUGCUGAUUUCCCAUCGAUUUCGCAUAGUCUUCCCGGAGUUCGAAAAGUGCUGCUGGGAAAACAGGAUCGCUUGUCUUUCUUUUCCCCAGAACGAUCAACAGUUCUUUAACCCAAUCGAAAACAUCGCUUUUGGGCCGAUGCAAAAGAGCUAUACCGAGUAUAUGAGAAAGAGAUUCUCCGAUAACAAUGAGAACGCCAUCACACUGGACGUGGAGGAGUUUGCAUCAUGGAUCAAUGGAGAGGUAGCUUCCUCUAAGCGAGCAGAAGAAGCUGCAGAUUUUUGGCGUCAAAGCUGCCUUGUGCCGCUAGAUGAAUUCCGUCUUCGCAACUGCCUCCAAGGGAAUCGAGCUACGGCCGCGCCUGAGGAUAGAGCCUCCAUUCUCGAUAGCCGUCUCUACUCGGAUGAUACUUUUUCGACAAUCUCGAGAACGCGGGCCACACCUCGAACAAGUGUUCCUUUACCCGUCAUCCCAUCCACGGAGGAAAUGAGCCGACACUCCACCCCCGAGUAUUCACCUCCUUCACCACGACAAUCACAAGAGAGCCCAGAGGGAGACGACAGCUCUGAUUCGGAGGGAAGUCAAUCCGACAGUGAGCCUGAGGCUUUACACAAUCACCAGCCCAUCACACCAUGCCGGACCCCUAGGUUGUCAAACUCUUCUCGGGCCACUCCAGGGGCACACUCAUCUGAUUCGGUCAUGUCGUCCAAGAAACAUCGAGACAUCUUGGAUAAAUUCAUAGAAGGGUCGCCUAAAACACAAAAGAGGUAUCGAGACGACUUAAUCCUGGAUCGCGGGGAUCUAGAGAAAGAGAAUGCUCGUCUGAAAGAAAGGGUUGAGCUCUUGACACAGUUUGCGGUUAAGAGACGGAGACUCGACUGA